CUCUCUACAGAUAAAUUCUUUAUCUUCUUCCACUACUCUGCGCCGCUUUGUCUCUGUCGCAAUCUCGUAAGCUUCUUCAGUCUUCUCUUAGUUUAAUCAUUGGUCGUAAUUUGUAUUCGUUCGAAUUGAGUGCUGUGAUGUUGAAAACCUAAAUUUAUCGGGUCCUGAUGACGUAAUGGGACUCGGGAACGAUCUUUGAGUUAGAAGUAUUUUUGCAGUUUUGUGUAGAGUUUCACAAAAUUCUUCGGUUUUUUUAAACUGUGGAUCAAAAUAACUGCUAUAACCAUAUGGAGAAAGACAUGGCAAUGAUGGGAGACAAACUGAUACUGAGAGGCUUGAAAUUUUAUGGUUUCCAUGGAGCUAUUCCUGAAGAGAAGACGCUUGGCCAGAUGUUUAUGCUUGACAUCGAUGCUUGGAUGUGUCUCAAAAAGGCUGGUCUAUCAGACAACUUAGCUGAUUCUGUCAGCUAUGUCGACAUUUACAACGUGGCAAAGGAAGUUGUAGAAGGGUCAUCAAGAAACCUUCUGGAGAGAGUUGCAGGACUUAUAGCUUCCAAAACUCUGGAAAUAUCCCCUCGGAUAACAGCUGUUCGAGUGAAGCUAUGGAAGCCAAAUGUUGCGCUUAUUCAAAGCACUAUCGAUUAUUUAGGUGUCGAGAUUUUCAGAGAUCGCGCAACUGAAUAACACUAAAAGAAUCAUUUGUAUCCCAGUUCUGUUGUAUACAUGGAAAUUUUAUUUUUUCAUAUCCAAAAGCUUUUGUAACAUGUCAUUGAUUUUGAAGAAUUUUUCUGUUACAAAGUUUAAAUAAGAUGAAAGAUUGGGAAAUAUUAUUGUACUUGAGAUUCUCUCAGCAAAAUUCAGUAUGGCAACAUUUG
Arabidopsis thaliana (thale cress) is the source of this 874-nucleotide messenger RNA. RefSeq names its product Dihydroneopterin aldolase (gene FOLB2). Gene Ontology annotation, biological process: tetrahydrofolate biosynthetic process; folic acid-containing compound metabolic process. Lineage: Eukaryota; Viridiplantae; Streptophyta; Magnoliopsida; Brassicales; Brassicaceae. The record is from RefSeq and is marked reviewed. Bases 288 to 683 code for a protein of 131 amino acids. The transcript has 3 exons. Gene Ontology annotation, molecular function: dihydroneopterin aldolase activity.